This is a messenger RNA of Cornus florida, 889 nucleotides long. Its product is annotated as transcriptional regulator SUPERMAN-like. The record is from RefSeq and is a predicted model, not a curated record. NCBI's taxonomy places the organism in Eukaryota, Viridiplantae, Streptophyta, Magnoliopsida, Cornales, Cornaceae. The transcript has a single exon. Bases 167 to 889 code for a protein of 240 amino acids.
GCUAAAAUCCAACUGCUUGCUUCAAAAUUUUGGUGAUAUACACGGUGCUAGGGUUUUUUUUUUUGUCUCCAUUUCCAUUGCAAGCCCAUCCCCUAUUUAACCCUCUUCAUCAUUUCACUCCACAUGCAUCAUCUUUAUCACACCUAUCUUAAAUGUUAUUAGUACCAUGGGUGCUGAGCUUGGUUUUCUCUCCUUGACUCAGCUCCAAAAAUUAUCUGAUCAAUCUCUUCAACAACAACAAUUGAAUCCUAAUUUGACCUCCACCGGCUCGUGGAUGUGGAACCCAAAGCAAGAAACCAAAGAAGAUGAUGAUUCAUGGGAGGUGAGAGCCUUUGCAGAAGACACUGGCAACGUCAUGGGGACCACUUGGCCGCCCCGGUCAUAUACUUGCACCUUCUGCAGAAGGGAGUUUCGGUCUGCCCAAGCCCUAGGCGGCCACAUGAACGUGCACCGCCGCGACCGUGCCAGGCUCCACCAAACGCCGCCCGGUUCAACUAACCACCCCACCUCCUCCUCCUCCACCACUACUUCUUCCACUCUCAUAUUCCCAACCCAAGAAUUCGUCGCCAAUGGUGGUGGACUGUGCCUUCUCUACUCAUUACCUAACCCUAACGGCGCGUGUAUCGAAUCACCCUCCACUCUUCUCUCUAUCUCACCCUACCCUCCCAACGGAUUGAUGAAUCCUUGCCCACCACCAUCUAUUAAUUACCCGGUGGCGCCGCCUCCAACCAUCAAUUCCUCUCUCUAUCACACUAGCAGCACUGAACCUACAGUGUCAGUUGAAAAUGUUACUUAUUAUCAAAAUAAUAACGGCAUCAAGAAGGAGUCAUCAGCCAUUGAAGAUCUUGACCUAGAGCUUCGACUAGGACGCGGGUCCUCACCACCGUGA